UUAACGAUAAACAACACCAGUCGAUUAUUUAAUCUCGCAGCAACCAGACUUGUGCCUCUCAAAAUGAAAUCGUUCAUCCAGUAUCAACAAUAUUGCGACUUCCCCAUUGAAAAUUUACCGUAUGGCGUAUUUUCAACCAAUAAUGACCCUUCACAAAGAAUAGGAGUCGCAAUAGGAGACCAAAUUCUUGACCUUAGUAAAAUAUCCCACCUUUUUACGGGACCGGAACUAAAGGAUAAUCAAAAUGUAUUCAAGGAACAAACUUUAAAUGAAUUUAUGAAAUUGGACGAAAAAGCAUGGAGAGAAGCCAGAAACACCCUUCAAAAUUUGUUGUCCAUAGAAAAUCCUACUUUGCAAAACGAUGUAGAACUUAGAUCUAGAGCUUUUGUACAUCAAUCCGAAGCAAAAAUGCACCUUCCAGCUAAAAUCGGGGAUUAUACCGACUUUUACUCGUCCAUCCAUCAUGCCACUAACGUUGGCAUAAUGUUCAGGAGCAAAGAAAACGCUCUUAUGCCCAACUGGAAAUAUUUACCAGUAGGUUACCAUGGAAGAGCUAGCUCUGUUAUAAUAUCUGGCACACCAAUACACAGACCUCAUGGGCAAACUUUAGCGAUAGAAGGAGCACCUCCAGUCUUUGGACCUUGCAAACUAAUGGACUUCGAACUGGAAAUGGCGUUUUUCGUUGGAGGUCAGACCAAGUUGGGAGAUGUAAUUACUGCUGAAAAUGCUAACAAACAUAUAUUUGGAUUUGUCCUAAUGAACGAUUGGAGCGCUAGGGAUAUCCAAAAGUGGGAGUACAUUCCUUUGGGCCCAUUCACAGCUAAAAACUUGGGAACAACAAUUUCCCCAUGGGUUGUUACAACAUACGCAUUGGAACCGUUCCUGGUUGAUAACUUCCCCCAAGAACCUGAACCUUUUCCAUACCUCAAACAUACAGACAAAUACAACUUCGACAUCAAUCUCCAAGUCGACAUCACUCCCAAAGGAUCGAAUCUUGCUACAACUGUCUGUAGAUCAAACUACAAAUACUUGUACUGGACUGCCAAACAACAACUCGCACAUCAUACCAUUACAGGUUGUAAUCUGAAUGCUGGAGAUCUUUUAGGAAGUGGCACAAUUAGUGGAGAUACAUCCGAUUCAUUUGGAUCUAUGUUGGAAUUGGCCUGGAAGGGAACAAAACCUCUUACACUCUUAGACGGUACCCAAAGGAAGUUUUUGCAAGACGGUGAUACUGUUACCAUGAAAGCGUAUUGUGAGGGCGAUGGCUUUAACGUCGGUUUCGGUAAUUGCGUAGGAACGCUUUUGCCGCCAAAACCUUUAAAUUUGUAACUGCAUAAUUGUAAAAAAUAAAUAUUGU
Messenger RNA from Aethina tumida (small hive beetle), 1357 nucleotides. RefSeq names its product fumarylacetoacetase (gene Faa). Bases 64 to 1329 code for a protein of 421 amino acids. The record is from RefSeq and is a predicted model, not a curated record. NCBI's taxonomy places the organism in Eukaryota, Metazoa, Arthropoda, Insecta, Coleoptera, Nitidulidae. Gene Ontology annotation, biological process: L-tyrosine catabolic process; L-phenylalanine catabolic process; homogentisate catabolic process. The transcript is spliced from 9 exons. Gene Ontology annotation, molecular function: fumarylacetoacetase activity.